AUGACGUCACUUCUCAUGACGGGAGGUUAUGACGACGUGAUCAAUUGUUGGGAUAUUUCCACUGGAGUUCCUCUUCGUCGGAUAACCUUUGAGCAAACGAUGAACAAAAUGGUGAUUAGUCCAGAUCGUUCAUAUUUAGCAGUUGCUUCGAAUCCACAAGUGAAGAUCUGGGAUUUGAACUCCAAAAUGGUAGCUCCCGUAAAGUCAUAUGAAGGGCACAAAGGGAAUGUGACUGGGAUAGGGAUAUCGCGAGAGGGGCAGUAUAUAUAUACAUGUAGUGAAGAUGGUACAGCGAAGACGUGGGAGCCUCGGACAUGUUCGACGUUUCGGGACAUUUCCUUUAUGUCGCCAUGUAAUUGUAUAGCCCUUCAUCCAAAUCAAGCGGAGAUAGUAGUAGGCUUACAAGACGGACGUGUAUGUUUUUGGGACACGAGAAAUUCGGUCAUCAAGAAAGAGAUUCCCGCUGUAGAGAAUCAGUCGAUUCAAUCAAUUGAUAUAACAGCAGACGGAACACAAAUUGCGGUGUUAGAAACACAUGGGAAGUGUCGGAUAUACACAACAAAUAUGACAAGUGAAGGGACUAUAGGCGACGUCAAAUUAAUCAACGAGUUUGUCGCACAUAAUAACUACUGCACUUGCUGUAAGUACUCGCCUAAUACGUUGAACUUGGCAACCGCUUCUGCAGACAGAACUAUUAAGAUCUGGAAAACUCGACAAAAUUAUAGUUUGGCAAAAACACUGAGCGGACAUAACGGGUGGGUCUGGGACGUUUGCUUCUCUAAUAACAGCGAAUAUAUCAUUUCAGCUUCAACAGAUACUACUGCUAAAUUGUGGGACUUAAAGUCGGGAGAACCAAUUCAGACUUACGCAGUACAUGAAAAAGGAGUCGUCUGCUUGGCACUGCACGAUAAAGUCGCUUAA
Molecule: messenger RNA, 921 nt
Organism: Entamoeba invadens IP1
Lineage: Eukaryota; Evosea; Mastigamoebida; Endamoebidae
Product: WD repeat-containing protein pop3, putative
Exons: 1
Coding region: 1-921 (306 amino acids)
Biological process (GO): TOR signaling; regulation of actin cytoskeleton organization
Cellular component (GO): TORC1 complex; TORC2 complex
Molecular function (GO): protein binding
Source: RefSeq, a predicted model, not a curated record